AUGGACGCCGAUACGCUUUUGCGGCUGACAGUACUGAGCUUUGGAGCCUCCGUGGCUCAGGUGCCGCAUAUAAAGCACCAAAAGGACAUCACAGGGCCCUCAUCGCCCCACAUUGCCACACCCCAAGACAUACGCAUAACCUUUAUUAAUCUCUGGGCAGAGCAGCUCGGCCAGCUCACAUCGAUCAAGGGGUUUCUGCGCGAUACACUCCUCUUUUUCCUCCCUGGUCGCUGGUGUUCCGACCCAUGUGAGACGCAGAAUCUCGAGCUCAACACAAAUGUUGUCAUUGGUACCGAACCAUUUGCGCUGUGCCUCGAGCAGUACCGUACCCGUACUGCAGUAAAAUCGUGGGCGGCAAACCCGUUCUUUCAGCACCUCGAUGUGCUUGUUACUCAGCUACAACCCAAGCUGCCUCACGCGCAGUUGUCCUUCCAGGAAUGGCUGAAAGCCAUGGACCACGUACUGGGGGGUCUACGCACUCUUUUUGCCACACUAUACAGUGCUUUUUUUAACUCUUUCUGUGAGGUUUGCAAUAUGCUUGUCGACAGCUACCGAAGGCUUGUUUGGAGAGAUGCUCAGUCCUCUUAUGCGCUCGCCGUGUGCAACCUCUCUCGCACCAUUGAAUCAAAACUUAUCACCGUUGUUGCAAACACAAUUUCGACAAGCAUUGACUCCUGUAAAGCGAACACCACGCUACAGCUCUUCUCCACACCAAGGUCCCUCACCGCUGACGAGGUCGCUGGUUACCUGACCUCAACACUGCAGACACGGCUCGGUGAUGUCGCCUCAAGCGCGGCAGUCAAUACCUCAUUUCUCAAGCACUACCCCCAAGCAGCGGCAAGCUUGGUUCUCGCGCAAGAUAGUCGUGAAAAGCUGCUUACACUUUUUUACAGCUCGAUCACUGCCUACGUCGAGAAGCUUUUAGCGGUAGAGGGAGAGCCCGACCAACGUGUACCAAGCGUCACAGAACCUUUCACUUUCCAAACAGUGGAAAAAGUCACUUCUUGCCGUGCAAACCACGCUACUACCGCUCCACCAGUCGCCGUGGAAGAGAGCACAGUUGCCCAAGCUGCGCAAGUAUCGUCAUACGCAGUUCGCUCUGUUUCUGUCGAGGACACCUUAAUGCUAACUACCAUAUCGGAAGGAGUGGAUGUUUUCUCUCGCGUUGCUGCACUCAUUACACACAUGGGAGACGUUGAGAAGAGUGUGCAGGACCUCGUGGCAAAACAACGUGAAGAAGAGCAAGCUGUAUUAGGCGGGGCACCAGGUAAGGAUACGCAACGAGGGAGCUUGUAUGGCGCUGAUGAGACUACUGAGACUGCCACUCCAACCAUCGGGGGUGCUUCUGUCCGACCUAAGAGGCUAUCUGUUGUCCUAGCGGAACCAGUGGAGUGCUACAGGAGUAACCCCAAGGAGACGCUGUUGUUCUGGAAGCGACUUCAGCGAAGGCUUGGCUUAGAUGAAGGAUCACUCACUCAAGUAAUGGCACACUGCGUGUUUCAGUACGAGUCACCGUAUCCAAACGUGUAUCUCAAAGACCUUGAUGUGCGCAACAACGACCGAGCCUCUCGGCUCUUCGUGGAGGAGGUUCGUUCGCUGCUUUUACUCGAAGAAUUCACGACGAUAAAGGCAAGGAAUCUUCGACUUGUCUCUGAAGCCUGCAGUAGCUACGGCAAGCUACUGUGGGAAAAGACGCUUGAGAUCCAGGCAACGCUACCGUGUCUACCACUUCGUGUGAGUGGUGUUCUGCUGGGGACACUGUACGCAGCAAUGCGGGCAGACAAGCAGUUUGAAUCCCUCAAACAAAUCCGUAUGCAGCUUUGUCAUGUUGCGACCAAAACAGGUGGGAACACAAAGGACGCGGCAAUAUUAGUCAACUCUGAGAUACUGUUACUCAAGAGAGCGGAGUUUCUCGCUGAUGCUGUGAAUGAUGCCGAGUAUGAGGUAGGGAGGGAAAAGUGUACUCAGUUGAUUGCGAGUGAGGCAGCAACUGGAAUACAACCGGAGAGCCGAGCGGAGGUCGCACUACCAAACAUUGUGGGGGAAACAAUUCUCUCCAACAAAGGUUUUUGUAGCUCUAUCAGCCCCUGUGCGCGAGCCAGUGGAAGCUCAGUGCUGCCGAAGAUGGAACCCACCAGCUUUAUCGAUGUUACAUGGCGGGGUUCCUCUAUUAUGGAUGUGCUGGCGCAGUCUCGAAAGUCUGUGUCAGAGCUUCCGGCAAAAAGCUUUUCACUCGGUACCUCUGUCGCCGAUGUUUACCGCCAAGCGUGUCGAUGCCAUGACGUGAAUUCAAACUCCAGUUUGGUUCAGGAGCUGAGCUGCAAUGAUGCAGACAGUUUUGUUACUCUCGAUCUCUCCAACAUUUAUGUAGGCGUGAAGGGUCUGAGACCGGUGCUAGACCUCCUACAGUACAACGGCGAGCACCUCGUAUCUCUCUCUUUGUGUAACAACAACCUAGAGAGUGACGAUGUCAGCGACUUGUGCUCCACACUUCGAGGGCCGGCCGGUAGAAACCUGGUGCACCUGGACUUGUCGUACAACCUGUUUACCAAUGCUGCAGUCCCUUUUCUCAAAGAGCUUGUGUUGUCACUGACCUGCAUCGAGACACUCGCGAUAAAAGAUACGCUUCUCUCUCCACACGCUGCACGCAAGCUGCAGGAAAUUCUUGACAAAAAAGCAAUUCAGCGGUGUGUAUGA
This is a messenger RNA of Leishmania braziliensis MHOM/BR/75/M2904, 2697 nucleotides long. RefSeq lists its product as hypothetical. The transcript has a single exon. The coding region runs from base 1 to 2697 and encodes 898 amino acids. The record is from RefSeq and is a predicted model, not a curated record. Lineage: Eukaryota; Euglenozoa; Kinetoplastea; Trypanosomatida; Trypanosomatidae.